Messenger RNA from Galendromus occidentalis (western predatory mite), 3549 nucleotides. It is a transcript of the gene Ube4B, whose product is annotated as Ubiquitination factor E4B. The transcript is spliced from 7 exons. Bases 202 to 3549 code for a protein of 1115 amino acids. Gene Ontology annotation, biological process: ERAD pathway; ubiquitin-dependent protein catabolic process; protein polyubiquitination. NCBI's taxonomy places the organism in Eukaryota, Metazoa, Arthropoda, Arachnida, Mesostigmata, Phytoseiidae. Gene Ontology annotation, molecular function: ubiquitin-ubiquitin ligase activity. Gene Ontology annotation, cellular component: ubiquitin ligase complex; nucleus; cytoplasm. The record is from RefSeq and is a predicted model, not a curated record.
UUUUGUUUGUAUCCCUGCAUUUAGACGGGCAUUUUAUUGUCGCAGGCAGGAGGACCACUGACACAAAGAGAAAUAUCGCCGGAUGGGAACAGCCCCUGGUCGUCUAGCUCCUGUAUUGUGUCCAAGCGGUGGCGACCCGAACGGCUGAACCCUGUCAAUUCCUAUUAUUCAGGUGCUGUGGUUUCAGCUCAUUCAUUCGCGAUGGCAGAACAGCUAUCGCCCGAGGAGUUACGGGAGAAGCGACUAGCUCGUCUAGCUCGGCCUGGCGUCGCGCUGCCUCCACAAGCUCCCGCAGCUGCCGAAAUCCCCGGCACAGCUCCGUCAAAGCUCAAUGAGGAGCAGGAUUCGCUCCAAUCUCUAGCGAACCACGACGAGGCCGCCAGACUCGCCUCCACCUCCGAGCCGAAGAAGGAAAUCGGUGAAAUUUCCGACGUGAUGUCUACGGCACCCUGCAAAACUCAGGGUGACUCGACCGUGAGCUAUUGUGAAAAAGUUCGGAAUGAAAAAAACACAGAUGUGACAUCGAGGGUGGACCAUAAUAUGAUGAAUGAUCCGAUUAUAUUUCUCGAUCCGGGCAAUAAGACCAUCAAAAGGAUAUCUGACCCAUCCCUCGGGACCGCACCUCCACCAAAGACCCCAAAGAAAGAGCAUGAGACCCUGGCUCAGAAAGUCCGGAAGGUUCUGCGGAGAAUAUAUUUGAAGGACUACCACGAGGAAGUGGCAUACUACGUCGAUGAAUCACCCUCCGGGUCGCUGAUGAUGGCGGAUGUGGUGCAACUGGUCACCUCAAGGACCAUAGCCCUCUUCAACGAGUACAAACAUCUAUUCGAGGCCUCAGCGGAUUCCGUGUCAUGCGAGAACUGUCCAGGAAACGAUACCGAAGUCAAAUACCUAGCCAGCUGCUAUCAUCGUACGUUCACAGAAGAGAUAGAGUUCGCGCGUCGAAGCGCUGAGCCGCCUAUACAGGAGCUUCUGCGUCAGAUCCGAGCCCAAUGUCUCGACUACAUGAGACUUCUCCUGGCGGCUCAGAUCCAGGACACGAAACGUGCACAUCUGAUGAUUGAAGAAUAUUUCGAUCAGAUGCUGAGGUUCAAAGUAUCCCCGAACUUCACAAUGGACUUCAUGAGUCGGUGCGACACGGAAUCUCGGAGAGCCAUCUUCACCCCGAUCAUAAAGCUCUUCCAAAUCCGGAUGGCGGGACCAUCCUACACUCGACCGAAAAGCGGCGACUACCUCGUCUUGUUGAAAUCAUUGUGCGAGAUGCGCGACGUCAAUCAGACUACUCGACCCUUCUGUGAUCUCCUUGCGGCGGACGAAUCUUUUCUGCCGGCGAACAUUAACGAGUUCUCGGGCAGAGAAAUAAUGUGUCGGACGUUUCUCGGGCCGUUUUUCUCCAUGAGUUUGUUCGCGCAGGACGACGCCUCCGUGGUUACUCAUUACAAUAUCUCCGAGAAUCCGUCCCCGAGGCCGGACGUUCAGCAUCUACAAUUCACCAUGCAGAGGAGCAGAGAGCUGGUCCACGAUAUCGUGCACAGUCUCCUCUUGAACGCCGCGUCGAGGCGUCGGACGCAGGACUGGAUCGUCGCGGUUCUCAAGUCUAACGAGAAACGAGCUCAGUUCCGACCGGAUGACAACGCCGUAGCUACGGACGGUUUCAUGGUGAACUUCACGUCGGUCCUGCAGAAGCUCAACGCUAAGGUCCGCAUCGAAAAAGUGGAUCCGUACUACUUGUUCCAACCCGGUCGUCGUUUCGACCUGAGCGACGAGACCUGCCUGCGGAUGACGUCGGCGGAGCGCGCAGAAUACGCAACGUCGCUCGAAGCCGAUCCCUCGUGGCAAAGAGAAGUUCGCUUCAGCACAGAGUGCAUGUUCUUCGCCAUCUAUUCGCAUCACCUGGGAAUCAUUUCCAGCACCCAGAGGUACAUCAGACGACUUCGAUUCAUUCGCGACCUAGGACGCGCAGUCGAGGAGUUAGAGAACACGCGCAAUUCGUGGUUGGCGGUUCAAAAUCUCGCCGUCCAGAACCAGCGAACCAUCGCGAAGUGGAAGGCUCAGAUCAGAAAGCUGAUCGUCAGCAAGAACGCCGCGGAAAUCGUUUUGUUCGAUAGACAGCUCGUCCAGGACUCUCUGGACUUCUAUUGCAGCAAGGCCGAGAUGAUGCUGCGAGUUUUGGGAGUUCAUUUGGGGGAAUGUUCGGAGAUCCCGCCGGUAUCGCCGCUAUUCUCCUCAUUCCCCGCCUGGUUCAUCGAGGACAUCGCCGAUUUCCUAUUGUUCGUCAUCCGAUACAAACCUCGACUUUUGAGCGAUCGAGUAUCUCCGUCCUUGGUGACGUUGUUGCUCCUUCCGGUCUGCGCUCCACACUACUUGUCGAACCCGUACUUGACAGCGAAGUUGAUCGAAGUCAUCUUCAUUGUUUCCCCGUACCUCCAGAGGAUAAACAAGGAGUUCUAUUCACAAAUCCGUAGAAAUCGAUUGGCCGAGAAGCAUCUGGCGGUCUCGUUGAUGAGACUCUACGCCGACGUAGAAACGACCGGAGCCUCUAGCGAGUUCUACGACAAGUUCACAAUACGCUACCAUAUCUCGGUGAUUUUAGAAUCUCUGCGAGAAAACUCACUCCAUCGACAGCAACUGAUCGAAGAAUCACGGAAAGGGAAACAUUUCGUGAGAUUCAUAAAUAUGUUGAUGAACGACACUACCUACCUACUCGACGAAAGUCUUCAGUCACUAACUCGAAUCAAUGAGAUUCAAAGUGCCAUGAGUGACACUCGGACCUGGAAUGCCCAAUCGAGAGAAGUUCAACAGAGCAGAAGGAGUCAGCUCACGACCGACGAACGCCAGUGCCGAUCGUAUCUCACGUUGGCGAAACAGUCGGUUGAUAUGCUUCAUUACCUGACGCAGGAUAUCCAAGAACCUUUCUUGCGGCCCGAACUUGUGGACCGUCUAGCGGCGAUGCUCGACUUCAAUCUGCAGCAGUUGUGCGGUCCAAAGUGCAACAAUCUCAAGGUCAGAGAAGGUGAAGUCAAUUACGGCUGGGAGCCACGGAAACUACUCUGUCAACUAGUCGACAUCUACCUCCAUCUCGACUGCGAUACUUUUCAUGAAGCGAUCGCCAAUGACGACCGUUCCUACAGACCGGAGCUCUUCAUUGAUACAAUCUACCGAAUGACAAGAGUGAUGUUGAAGAGCGAGACUCAGAUCGAGAAGUUCAAGGAGCUCGCAUCGAGAGUUCGGAAAAUCGCCGCGGAGCGUUUGAAAAUUGACCUUAGCGAUGCACCGGAGGAGUAUAGAGACCCACUGAUGGACACUCUCAUGGAAGACCCGGUAAUCCUGCCCUCCGGUCAAGUGAUCGAUCGCUCGACAAUCACAAGACAUCUGUUGAAUUCCGCCACAGAUCCUUUCAACAGACAGCCCUUGUCGGAAGAGGAGCUGGUACCCGCGGGAGAAUUGAGAGUCAGAAUUCUUGAAUGGAAAAAAAACAAGUUCGAGCAAUUUAAAGCUGCCGCCACCGCCUCGUCAUCCAGACCGUCUUGUCCGGACAAAGAUUCGUGA